AGGUUGUUUCCAGUUUUCUGCUAUUAUCUAUGACAUAGCAACGAACACCCAUCCUUGCCUAUGUAUCUUUUCACGUGUCCAUGAUUGUUACCUGGAGAAAUGUCUAGAAAUGGGAUCACCGAGUCAAAGGAGGAGGGAACUAUGCGUACUCUAUCCAAUCUGACACAGACACUGGAAGAUGUCUUCAAAAGGAUUUUUAUUACUUAUAUGGACAAUUGGCGAAGGAACACUACUGCUGAGGAAGAGGCCCUGCAAGCCAAAGUUGAUGCUGAGAAUUUCUACUAUGUCAUCUUGUACCUUCUGGUGAUGAUCGGAAUGUUCUCCUUCAUUAUUGUAGCCAUCCUGGUGAGCACGGUGAAAUCCAAGAGACAAGAACAUUCCAACGAUCCUUACCACCAGUACAUUGUUGACGACUGGCAAUUGAAGUACAAGAGCCAAAUUUUGAAUCUCGAAGAGCCAAGGGCCACCAUCCACGAGAACACUGGUGCAACAGGGAUCAAAAUAUCUCCCUCAUAAGUGAGGAAGGCGUAAUGCCAACUCUGACAUCCAGAUGUAAAGAGAUGCCAGUGCCAUGGAGCAAACUCAAAUUGUCAUUGCUAUGAAGACAAUAAGUUCCUCACUUUCUGCUGAGAAUUUUCAUGGAGUUCAUGGGCUUGGUCAACUAAGACAGAUGAGGUUUCAAUCUCAGUGAUCCAUGCUUCUCAUUGGAGCCGAUUCAUGCUAAAGUCUUCUUUUACUUUCUAUGCAAUGUAAAUGUCAUUUUAAUCGAUGACAAUAGUGAAAAUAAAGGCCAGAUUUGAAGUCAAGUGCCUGAGCAGUGGCAGUGAGGAAAUAAAGGAGAGAUUAACAAGUCAUUGAAUGUUCUUUCUCAUCAAACCUUAUUUUAUAUGUGACUCGUUCAAUUUAUAAAUAACCUGGAUGUGGUAUCCAGAAUUUGAGGUUCAAAAAUCUAUCACUUGCUCAUUGGAUUAACAAAGGAGUACUUAUUUAAUUCAUGAAUGUAGUAUCUGAAGGGAUGAAUGAACAUAAUCAGGGGGUUACUUUAUGUGCACUGUUUUCCUGGCAUUUUGCUUAUUUGGAAGUAUGAAGACAAAACAAGUGUUUUACAAGGGCAAUUGUAAAACCAGAGAAGUAGAAUCUUUAAGAACCAUCCUGCAAAAGAAACAUUCAUAAAUGAACAUUUAAAGUUUCACAGAAAACUAACUUUUAAAACUUCUUA
Manis pentadactyla (Chinese pangolin) is the source of this 1219-nucleotide messenger RNA. RefSeq names its product potassium voltage-gated channel subfamily E regulatory subunit 2 (gene KCNE2). The transcript has 2 exons. The record is from RefSeq and is a predicted model, not a curated record. Gene Ontology annotation, molecular function: transmembrane transporter binding; potassium channel regulator activity; delayed rectifier potassium channel activity. The coding region runs from base 100 to 516 and encodes 138 amino acids. Gene Ontology annotation, cellular component: membrane. Gene Ontology annotation, biological process: ventricular cardiac muscle cell action potential; negative regulation of delayed rectifier potassium channel activity; regulation of heart rate by cardiac conduction. NCBI's taxonomy places the organism in Eukaryota, Metazoa, Chordata, Mammalia, Pholidota, Manidae.